UGUGUCCAAAGGAGUGUGAGAAGAGGGCGUGCACGGAAAAGGGCAAGUGCUGUCACCCCCAGUGCCUUGGCAGCUGCACUGAACCAGACAAUGAUAAGGCAUGUGCCGCCUGCCAGCAUUACUUUCACGAGGACCGCUGCGUUGAGGCCUGCCCGCCGGGCACAUACAAGUUUGAAGGUUGGCGCUGCAUCACCAUGGACAUGUGUGCCCGUGUUCACCUACCCAGUGAGGUCGACUUUGUCAUUCACAAUGGAGAGUGUAUGCCGGACUGCCCAUCCGGAUUCACCCGAAAUGAGACUCAGAGUAUGUUUUGUAGCGCAUGUGACGGACUCUGCGAUAAGGUCUGCGAAUCUAAAACAAUUGACUCGGUGGAUGCUGCUCAGUCCCUGCAGGGCUGCACAGUCAUCAAAGGCAACCUGCACAUCAACAUUCGGCGGGGCAAUAACAUUGCAUCAGAGCUGGAGAGUUUCAUGGGCCUGAUCCAGACAGUGACUGGAUAUGUAAAGAUCAAACACUCUCACACUCUGGGCUCUCUGUCCUUCCUCAAGAGCCUGCGAUACAUUCAUGGAGAAGAGCUCACAGAGCAGUAAGACUUUAAAGCACAUAACGAUUGUCAUGGCAUUUCGAUGCUUGAUUGUGUACAGAACAGAAUUAGCCCGCAAAACAGGUCCUGUAUGCAUGCUAUGUGUCUCAUUGAACUCAGUUAUUUGUUGGCCUGCUUAGAACUGUGUCAGAAUCAUUUGUGUCGUCUUAAAUGGUAUA
Sinocyclocheilus anshuiensis is the source of this 762-nucleotide messenger RNA. RefSeq names its product insulin-like growth factor 1 receptor. The transcript has 3 exons. NCBI's taxonomy places the organism in Eukaryota, Metazoa, Chordata, Actinopteri, Cypriniformes, Cyprinidae. The record is from RefSeq and is a predicted model, not a curated record. The annotation marks the transcript as partial.